Rangifer tarandus platyrhynchus (Svalbard reindeer) is the source of this 786-nucleotide messenger RNA. The record is from the annotation of a GenBank genome assembly. Lineage: Eukaryota; Metazoa; Chordata; Mammalia; Artiodactyla; Cervidae.
AUGCGCUUUGACGUCAACGUGGGUAGAAUGGAGCCCGAGUGCCUCUGGCAAGACGCGACGAAACUGAGGCGCUUCCCUGCACCGUGGGAGCAUUCUGAAGCUGUUCAGCAUAACAGUGAGGCCUUUGUGGUUCUUAACCGAGUGGAUACGCGAUGCGUGGACAGCGCUGGUUCGCGGCGUCGUACGUGCGGAGAGCUCUGCGGCUUCAACGGCGCCUCACGCACGGUAAGCGCAGGGAUCCAGUUCCGCACAUUCCAAAGAGACUUGGAAGGAGACCACAUCUGCUGGUGGGCGCUGCUCUGUAAACGACCUAGCAAGCUGGAGAGAGAGAAAGAAUGCCCGAAUACUUGGGCGGCCCUGCUGCCUAGCAAGCUGGUGAGAGAGAGAAAGUCCGGAUGCCUGGGCAGCCCCGCUGCCCCGCGCGAAACACGUUGGAGGGAAAUCAUUGACGAACAAAGCUUCGCUGUCAAUAUUCUCGGCAAUGCGAGGCGGCGCAUAGCGUUGACUGAUCGGCAGGAAGCGGACUCGGCCUGGCAACGUAGUCUCCAUGCGGCUAUAGUGCCUUGUGAGGCAGCGGAGUUGCACGCGAGAGAGGACACCGGGCACGCAGGCUAUGCGGGGAACUGUUUGGGCUGUGCGAAGGGCAGAGCGCGGAGGAGUUCCAUUACCCACGUUCCCGUCUACCCGCCCGAAGGUGUGUGGUGCAUGCACGGAGGAAUGCGUUCACCCGGGAAAGCUGCCUACUCGUUUGGGCACAACAGACGCGUGCAGUUCUCAACGCUGUAG